Messenger RNA from Rhodotorula graminis WP1, 591 nucleotides. RefSeq lists its product as uncharacterized. The transcript has 6 exons. Gene Ontology annotation, cellular component: cytoplasm. The record is from RefSeq and is a predicted model, not a curated record. NCBI's taxonomy places the organism in Eukaryota, Fungi, Basidiomycota, Microbotryomycetes, Sporidiobolales, Sporidiobolaceae. Bases 1 to 591 code for a protein of 196 amino acids. Gene Ontology annotation, biological process: protein folding.
AUGGCUUCCACCGCACCAGUCGACUCUGUGCCGCCCGAGCUGAGCGAGGUCGAGCAGAAGCAGCUUGACGCCGCCAACGCAGAGCGCGAGCGCCGCGAGCAAGAUGCCCUCCCCUACCGCUGGCGCCAAACGCUCAACGACGUGACGGUCUCGGUCCCUGUGCCGCCCGGGACUCGCGGCAAGCAGCUCGACGUCGUCCUGCGCAAAGACUCCAUUCGCGUCGGCCUCAAGGGCGAGCCACCCGUCAUCGAGGGGACGUUCCCCAAGGAGAUCAAGGUCGACGACUCGACCUGGACCCUCGACGACUCGCGCGAGGUCACCAUCUCGCUCGAGAAGGUGGACCAGCAGUCAUGGUGGCCGCACGUCGUCACGAGCGCGCCCAAGAUCGACACGACCAAGAUCACGCCCGAAAACUCCAAGCUGAGCGACCUCGACGGCGAGACGCGCGCCAUGGUCGAGAAGAUGAUGUACGACAACCAGCAGAAGCAAAUGGGCAAGCCGUCGUCCGACGAGCAGCGCAAGGCCGAGAUGCUCCGCAAGUUUCAGGAGCAGCACCCGGAGAUGGAUUUCUCGAAGGCCAAGAUUGGCUGA